Molecule: messenger RNA, 1949 nt
Organism: Agelaius phoeniceus (red-winged blackbird)
Lineage: Eukaryota; Metazoa; Chordata; Aves; Passeriformes; Icteridae
Source: RefSeq, a predicted model, not a curated record
AAAUGGGCCAUUCUGCAAUGAUGCAGAGAGGAAAUGGUCACAGCCCUGAGAAAAUGGAUUUUGUGUUUUUGCAUAAUAAAAGAAAGCGACUUUCUCCUGCUGUAGUGGAGCACAAUGUGAUGAGAACCAGGGAAGAAGAAUAUGAAGAUAGUGACAGUGUCAUUUAUGAGUAUGAACCAGACUAUGAAUGUGAAAGCAUUUUAUCUGAAGCUUCUUAUACUGGAUAUCAACAGAAUCCUCUUAUGGAGGUCCUCAGUUAUUGCCAGGCCAUGUAUGAUGCCAUUCAGAAGCUGGAUAAAAAAUUUGACCUGCUUCAUCGUAAGGUCUCAGAAAUGCAGCACACUCGUAUAAAGCCAUUCUUGCUCAAACCUAAACCAGUUGGAUUUACAUACAGAAGUUCCAGUCAUUUGCCUUCAGGAAAAAUCAGAGUACCCAAACACAUGGAAAGAGAUUUAAGUCUUCAUCGUUCUUCAUCAGGCCAGGGAAGGCAUAGCCCAGUUGUAAGGGUUGCUUUACCAAAUGGCCACGUCCCAGUCAAUUCCAAGGUAAAACAUGCCCCGCAGAGUUUUCAGCUUGAAUCUCAGCAGCCUGUUGGAAGGCAGAGCCCACCACUCCCCACUAUAGUUUCUACACAUUCAUUACAUUCAUCAUACACAGCAACUAAUGGGAUGCCUGACCUUUCACCACAAUCAAAUCUUGCUCCCAGUGUUGUGGAAAGUACUGUCAACAUUGCAUCUUCACCCGUGGCAUCACCAUCGAUGCCAGCACCAUCUGAGCCCAGUCAGGAAAAUAAUGCUGUGGAGUUGAGCUACAGAAAUGCAUCUGAGGAUGUGAAUGUUAGUGAAGAACUGCCAUCUUCUUCAGUCCUCAUCAAUCCUAGCUUUGAAUUUGUUGGUGACCCAGCAAGAAAUGUGAAAGUUCUUGGAAACCAUUUGGUGAAGGCGCGGCAAAAGACUAAACCCAAGUACGCAGCGCGCCACUUGGUUCGUGUCUUGUUCCCCAAGAAAACUUUACUGUGCAGCGUUAUGGGAGCGAGUGCACGGGGGCGCAGGACACUGGAUCCAAACAAAAUUGCUGCAAUAAGAGAGUUUCUUGCAACUAACUUUCCAACCUAUGAUUUGAGUGAGCGUGGAAAAGACUGGAAAACCUGUAUCACAAAUGUCAAUUCUAUGAUCCGCUCCUUACGCUCCGAAACCAAAGCAAAGAAAACUGAGGGGAAAGAAAAAGUGUCUGAUGCUCCUGAUACAUCUCAUUGUGUAGAUUUAAAUGAUAAUGAAGAUAGUGGAAACAAUUCGCAAAAUUCUCAGAAAAUGACUGGCUCCACAAUUGACAUGUUGCAGAAUUCAGAAUUGGAUAAGUUUCCAGAAGCUCUCCACACAUCUUCAGUCAGAAAACAACAGUCUUUGGAACCUAUGGAACCUCUUGGGAGCCCAUGGCGCAAUGUUCAGUUGCCUUUCUCGGUGAUUUACGUCGCCAAGGGGAAGACGCGGCCAGAGCUGUCAGCUCGCUUCCUGAUCCGCCACAUGUUCCCUGAAGAGGUGCUGGUGAAAAGCAACGUCUAUGGUAGUCUUGAUCGUGGCAUGAGCCCACUGGAUUCCAAUAAAAUUAAUGCUCUCAGAGACUUUCUUCAAGAGAAUUUUCCAUCCUUUGAUCUCAAUGAAAGUGGAUUUGAUUGGAAGGCGUGCGUGGCUGCCAUAAACAGCACAAUCCGCAGUCUCAGACACGAGCUCAAAAAGGCCACGACUGGAACGCGCCAGAGAGCCCCGAGUGCAGAGUCCCCCAGAGGAUCCCACAGCCGUAAAGCCAGCGGAAAGCAUCUCUCGGAUUGAAGCUCUCUAGCAGCUGCCUCAAAUCUUAAUUUAGCAGGUUUUUAUUAACUCUGUGUAGAAGCCUGUAAUAUCAAGCUGUCCUAUUCAACUGAGUUGUCAGCAGCACUAAAUAGCAUCACU